Elgaria multicarinata webbii is the source of this 2161-nucleotide messenger RNA. It is a transcript of the gene TPRG1L, whose product is annotated as tumor protein p63 regulated 1 like. NCBI's taxonomy places the organism in Eukaryota, Metazoa, Chordata, Lepidosauria, Squamata, Anguidae. The transcript has 5 exons. Gene Ontology annotation, cellular component: synaptic vesicle; cytoplasm. The record is from RefSeq and is a predicted model, not a curated record. The coding region runs from base 16 to 873 and encodes 285 amino acids.
GUUCAGUCGCCGGCCAUGCUGCAGCUGCGGGACUCGGUGGACGGCGUCGGGCCGGGCGGCGGCGGCGGCUCCGGCCAUGACGACGCGGCGCUCCUGGUGCCGGCGGCAGAGGCCGACGUGCCGUUCACGCCGCCGGGCGAGCUGUCCCCGUCGUCGUCGGCGUCCGCGCUGCCGGCGCCCAGGCAGACCCUGCGGCCCCUCACCGUGCGCAACCCCACCCGCGGAGGGCGCCUCAAGGAGUACUUCGUCUUCCGGCCAGGAACCAUAGAACAGGCUGUGAAUGAGAUACGUGUGGUUGUGAUGCCCACUGAAGAUGGAGAAGUGCAAAGCGUAUGGCUGCUGACUGAAAUUGACCAUUGGAACAAUGAGAAGGAGCGCUUGGUUCUUAUUACUGAUUGGUGUCUAUUGAUCUGUAAAUAUGACUUCAUCAGCCUCCAGUGCCAGCAAGUAAUCAGAAUAUCGCUUAAUGCUGUUGACACAAUUUCAAUUGGAGAAUUUGAGUUUCCUCCUAAAUCACUGAACAAGCGUGAAGGCAUAGGAAUUAGAAUUCAGUGGGAUAAACAAAGUCGUGCCUCCUUCAUUAACAGAUGGAAUCCAUGGUCCACAAAUGUACCAUAUGCCACCUUCACAGAACAUCCAAUGGCUGAUGCAGAUGAGAAGAUUGCAUCUCUUUGCCAAUUAGAUAACUUCAAAACUCAACUGAUCCAAGCUGUGAAGAAGGCCCAUAAGGACUGCCCUCUGCCUGGGAGGGCUAAUGGAGUUCUACUUCUGGAGCGCCCUCUUCUCAUUGAGACCUAUGUGGGAUUGAUGUCUUUCAUCAACAAUGAGGCCAAGCUGGGCUAUUCAAUGACAAGAGGCAAAAUUGGAUUUUAAAGAUUGCUAUUUAAAGGUAGCCUACUUCCACAAAUCAAAAAGUACAGGAGAAGCAAAUCCCUGGAAGAAAGAGGGAGAAAAAAGCAAGAGAGUUUUCACUUCAUCUAAUGGAAGUCUUGCUUAUCAUAAAAUUCAUUUCUGAGUCAACACAUGAGGUGGCCUUACAGUGAUUGUUGUCCAGAGUUAUUCCUCACCUGCUCUCUCAUCAGCCAGUGAGCAAUAUUACCAUCCUAUCGUAUUCCAGUUAAAAUCCUCUCUCUCCCACAGUGUCUCUCAAGAAAGACACCAGUAUGUUUCAAAACAUGUUCAUGUUUUUUCCUUAUAAACCAUAUUGCUAUUGCAAGCAUCAUGUAUGCUUGAGAUUCUGUUAUGUAGUGACAUGCAAUGUGUAAAGCAUAACCUGCCAAUUUGGUAGGUUGUGAGAUAUUUAGCCAAUGUGACUAUCUUCAUUGAAUCAGUUACUUUCUGCUAAUCUUUGGAAACUACGUUUUAGUUUAAAUGCAGUUGAGUGAUUAUACUGUUCAGGUGCAGAUGCACCUAAUUAUGGUUUCUUGUUGCAGCACAACAUCAAAAAAAUCCUCACUGUGAACAUACAUGCAACAGUGUCUGCUUUCAUAUGAAUUUUUGCCACAUGGGCUCAAGUUUUUGUAUCUAUAGAAAAAGGGAGUUUUUGAUUAGCUUUAUACUUUUUUAAACCUAAACCAGAUUAAUAGCACCAAAACAUGUAUAAACAGAUGGCCACAAGAUACUACAGACAGUUAUCCCUUAACUGAAAUUGUACAAGCCUCUCUCUAUUAAAGUGCAGUGUAUUAAAAAGUGAUAUUAUGCUCUAUUGCAUGAAUGCCCUAUGGCUGGGAUCCAAAGGUUCCAUGUGAGUUUUGUGCAUGAGGCUAUUUCAGUAGUUCUUUAUAUCCAUCUUCCAAAAAGGCACCUCUAAAAGUCAAGGCCCUUUCAGAUGGCAUUCCAUCAGCAAAGGGGCUGUCGCCAGAAGGAGGAAGAAUAGCAACUAGCAUGCAUGAGCUUCUUUGGAUCCUAGUGAUUGUCUUAUCUUUACUAAUUCACCCUUUCUAGAAACGCUUUAUGAGCUGUCACUUAAUAAAGUUUUGUCCCUGUACUCAUGAAAUACUGGUAAUCAAAUAUUUUAUAGUGUUUAUUUGCUGAACAGUGUGUGUUCACUGGCUGACAUUUUGUGUCAAAAUGAUAUGGUGCUAGAAUGCAACUGAGCGCAUGUCCUUUUUGGUUUUAAGGUAUGUAUAUUUAAGCUUAAUAAACUUGAAGUAAAUGUGAA